UAUACAGUCAGUGUAACGGAGCUGGGAGGGCGGAUGCUCAGAAACUCUCUUGCACUCUUACUUUCCUCUUCUGACUCCGUCUCCCCUGUUUUUACCCUCUCUGUCGUCUGCACCGCUCACAGCCGUCAAGAAGAUAGAACCCAGGUUUUUCACUCAGUCUGACUCAAGAAGAAAAGAUGACAUCUCACUUGGUCACUUGUGUGACCCUGCUCUCUCUGUGGUGCAGCGUGUGUCACUCCACUCCCAUGUUCUACAACAUGUCAGACGGCAGCGGCGACGAAGCAGAGCUGGAGCUGCUCUUCCCCACCUCUUUCUCCACCCGAGCUCCUGUCCACAUCACCACCGCCACUGGAGCUCCCACCUUCACCAACACCAUCACCACCACCAUGAUCCGCCUCAAGGACUUUGUGCUGACCCGAGUCGUGGACUUCCUGCAGGAGAAUCUGCUCAUUAUCAUCGUGGUGACCUCUCUCCUCAUCGUCAUGGUCUUCAUCAUCUGCUGUGCCACUGCGAUGAGUCACAAGCGAAAGCUGGAGGCCUACAAGCCGCCUGCUAAUCCACCCAGGAAGUACAUGGCUGAUAAAACUACCAGCAAGAAUUCAGGCGAACUCCAGGAGAGGCCCUACGCCAUCGACCACGUCAAGAGGGUCCAGACUCCGAGCAUGGCCUCCCCAAAGAACCUGCGUACCCCCUCCAAGGCUUUGGUGGGAGAGACAGGGAGAGACGUCAGGUCGUCCCCUCGCCAGGAGGUCAGAAAGGUCAGGGAGGCCGAGGAGGUGGAAAAACGGAGAGAGGAACCCAAGCACAAAGAGCAGUCCAAGUACAAGGAGGAGGUGCAGCAGAGUUCCAGCCCCAGCACCAGCUCCAGUCCGCCUGCGUGCACCUGCCACCUGAAAAAGAGCCAUCACUAAGCCAGGGUCCAGGCUCCUGAUUACAUGAAGGUGAAAGGUGACAAAUGAAGACCGGUUGGUUAAUCCACACACAAAGGGCAAAAUAUGCCAAAACGGUUACCUACAUGGGGAGAUAUAUUUAAAUGAGGCUAAUGUCUCAAAUGAAAAAUCAUCCAUCUUUAUAAAAUGUAAUCAAAAAUAAUAUUUAUAGAAAUAUUAAGUACUACCUAAAAAAGAAAAAGAAAACAACACAGCAGAAGAUAUGUGACCUCUUGUAUAUCUCUAAGUUUCUGAUUAAAUGGUCAACAACUGAUAACAGGAGACGUGAGCAACGGUUAUUGAUCAUGAGUGUCUGUGGUGGGAAAAUGUAUGCAACCGUCACAAGUGCUGAUUUUCUAUGUGAGAAGUUUCUUCAACGGGGGGAGAAAAAAAUGGUUUUCUCCAGAAAGUCUCCUGCUGCUUUACCCAGAUAAAUGUCUGUGGAAGAAUCCAGGGAAGAAAGAGCCCAGAGUGAGGGGAGGUGCUGUGGCAAAUAUAAAAUAUGAAAACAUCUAAGGGCAUUAAAACUUUCCUUUACAGUGUCCGUCAGUGCUGCACGACACAACAUCUAUUCAGCAGCUAAGAGCCAGAUCGAUCUGUCAUUUCAACAAAACUCUUGUGCUGUAAACAAAGCAAAGUGAGACAGCAGUAAACUUGACUUGUAAGAAAUUAUUCUCUUUAUAUUUACAUUCAUAUUUACCCUAGUUUUGUUUUCAUAGCGUUAUUUUAUGUGAUAUCGUUUUGUAUUUACUUUAAGAACCGAUUUCUCAAUACCAAAAACACAAUUUGUAAUUCAGUUGCUGAACUAAAAGAAAAAUGACAAACAUCUUGUAUCCAUCUAUCCACAUAUUUAUUUUGUUGAUCGUUUAAAUCUAGAUUCAUUUGGCAUAUACAUUAAAAUCAGGCUGUUUUUGGUAAAGAGACUUUAUGAGUAAGGGUUUAAGCUUUUUUUAAUAAGUAAUACUUAUGUACAAAAUAAAUUAUGUUUUUUAUUUUUAAUGUGAUCAUUUGUUAGCCUGUUUUGUUGGUGUGUUUUCAGGUUCAACUUUAACCUAAAGUGGCUACAAAAAAAAUCUAAAGCAUGUAAGUGUGUAAUUGUCAUUGUUAUUUGACUUUAUUAGAGUAAAACCUCAGAUUGCACUGGAGAAGAUCAUUUGGAAAAACUCUCCUCAAUUUCCUGUGACUGAAAUUAACGUUUUUGAGAAUACGUGUUGAUGAAACACAGUUUGUGUGAUUAAUGGGCCAGAGUUAAGAGUUUGGUCAUGCUUUUAUAUUUUAUUCCUCUGAACCUCAGAUUAGAUUUUUGUCCUCAGAUGUUUCCAGACAUGCUUCCUUUGUAAGUGACAGUUUUAUUGUUUACAAAAUGACUGUUUUGCUUUGCUUAUGUUUAAUAAAGUGUUGGUAACAGUGUUUCUGUUUUUAUUACCUCCACCAAGGAGGUUCUCUUUUCACCAUGAAACCUGGUGGAAGGGUGUGUUGU
Messenger RNA from Hippoglossus stenolepis (Pacific halibut), 2409 nucleotides. RefSeq names its product transmembrane protein 119a (gene tmem119a). Gene Ontology annotation, biological process: positive regulation of osteoblast differentiation; ossification; positive regulation of bone mineralization. Lineage: Eukaryota; Metazoa; Chordata; Actinopteri; Pleuronectiformes; Pleuronectidae. The coding region runs from base 177 to 911 and encodes 244 amino acids. The transcript has 2 exons. The record is from RefSeq and is a predicted model, not a curated record. Gene Ontology annotation, cellular component: plasma membrane.